AUGGUUAAGGCUGAUUUUUUGGCAGAAUGUGAGAAGAUUGCACUGCAGGAAAAAGUGAAGUCCUUGCACUUGGAGGACGAGGCCUGUUGUAAACUACAAAACAGGAUCCAGCAACUAGAAAGUGACAUCUCUGAAACUCAAGUUCUUCUUGAAAAGGAGAAAGCCAAGUACCACAGCGCUUGUCGCCAGCAAGAGUUAAUGCAGGCGAAGCAGAAGUCUUUGUUGGAGAGAGUGGAUGACCUUGAUGAAGAGUGUGAAGAGCUGCAGAGGCAGUUGGGAGAUGAAGAGGAGAGACAGAAUCACCUACACAAUGAGCUGCAUCAGAUGUCAGAGGAGAAGAUGCAACUGCAGGCUCAGCUAACACAACAGCAGGUCUUGGGUUUUGACCUUCAAAAGGAGAAGGAGACGGUGGAAACAAACAUGGGCGAACUAGAGAAGAGCGUGGUUGAGCUGAAGGAACAUGUGCAAGUUCUAUUGGAGAGGGAGAAGCUGUUGGUGGCUUUUCCAGAGCUCAGCGCCCAAGUGCAGGCCCAACCACAGAGUACAGGAAAUGUGCUUUUGGACAUGGAGAAACAAAUGCAGGCUAAUUGUGUUCACAUAAAAUUUCUGGAGCAGGAAAAUGCUACCCUACACAGCAGCCUGGACAAACUGAGGGAGAGAGCUCAUUUUGUUUUGAGGGCACAGCAGUGCAGCACGGCUGGGACGCAGUAACAGGGGGAGGGAACCAAAUAUACAUGUUUGGUUCCCUCCCCCUAUGUAUGGAAGGUAGAUCAUGUCAACUUAAUUUGGCUCCUUCUUUCUCUUCUUUUUUAUAAGAAACAGACCAAUACACAAGAUGAUGUCACAUUUUUAGGAUAUGAUUUUGUUGCAACUUAUCACCUAACAAACACUAUUUGGUUGGUCACACAUUAUAUUGUUCUAUAUUGUGAUUGAUGUGUCAACAUGUUAAUAAACAUCCCAUGAGGUCAGAUAUUAGAGAAUAGGCCUCACUCAUAUGAUACAUCAGAAAAAGGGGUAAAGAUCAAAUUCAAAUUGCAAUCUCUGAAUUGAAUAUAUUUGCUAAAUACAAAU
Messenger RNA from Platichthys flesus (European flounder), 1071 nucleotides. RefSeq names its product coiled-coil domain-containing protein 157-like. The transcript is spliced from 5 exons. The record is from RefSeq and is a predicted model, not a curated record. Lineage: Eukaryota; Metazoa; Chordata; Actinopteri; Pleuronectiformes; Pleuronectidae. Bases 1 to 711 code for a protein of 236 amino acids.